This is a messenger RNA of Macrobrachium nipponense, 1013 nucleotides long. Its product is annotated as high mobility group protein HMG-I/HMG-Y-like. Lineage: Eukaryota; Metazoa; Arthropoda; Malacostraca; Decapoda; Palaemonidae. The record is from RefSeq and is a predicted model, not a curated record. Bases 178 to 411 code for a protein of 77 amino acids. The transcript has 3 exons. Gene Ontology annotation, molecular function: DNA binding.
GUAAUGCUAAUGUUGUACUCCUUCUUCCGUCCGACUCCAUUGUGACCAUUCCUGCGCUGGCUGCACGUUCCGAAGGAGGCAUAUUAACGUCUUGGAAACACAAACAACAAUUAAAUCCCACAAUCAGAAGACCAGAUUUUCUUCCUGAGACGAUACCGGCAAAUAAUCAGAUAUAAAAUGGCUGAAGAUAAGGUAGCUGAGACCCCCAAGCGCAAAGCAGGGAGGCCUCCAAAGCCUGAAAGUGAGAAGAAACAAAAGGUUGUAGCCAAGGCCUCAGAAGCAAAGAGAGGCCGAGGCCGACCCAAGGGCAGCAAAAACAAGCCUAAGAAGUUGGUAGUAACAAAGGGAAAGCGUGGUCGUCAGGCAAAGAAAGAGUCUGCAUCUGAGGAGUCUGCUGAAGAUGCAGAGUAAAUUUGAUCUUUUCAUUCAUGGAGAUCAAGUUGCCAUCACCCCUUGGCUGACCUACCUUCUUGAGAUGUCAUUACUGAAGGCUGGUUAUUACCAGCUCUGGGCUUUGUAAAAUAUCCUUGAUAUUUUUUUAUUAUGAUGCAUGCAGGAUAACUGCAGUCUGCUCAUCCCUCAAGCCAGGUUUAUUAAUGCUGUAUCUUGAACUUCCAUAGUCAAAAUUAUUUAUCUUUCUAUAUAUUAAUAAUGGUAUAGAUUUGAUGUCUCAAGGAGAAAGGAUUUCAGACAGGGUUAGAUGGUGAAGUGGUUAGGUGUUUUUUUUGUGCGGUAUUGUAGGUGUAACAUUGUGUGAGAAAUUCAUUAUCAUUCUCUAUUCAGAGUACAAAAUGUGUAGCGAGUUAAAGUUGUGUUUUCUUUUGUUCACAUAAGAUGGGAAGAAAGAUCUGAUGUCCCUUUUUUAUCUUCAUUCAUGUACUGUAUUAGUGCAUUCAAAAUGGGUCUCAAGUCCUUGAGCACUUUUUCAUUUAGGGACCAAUCCCAGGUCAUAACAUUGAGGUAAGCAUCUUAAAUGUGCGAUUUUUAAUUAUAUGGAAUAAAAUUUUAGUUCA